Messenger RNA from Lasiodiplodia theobromae, 4782 nucleotides. Its product is annotated as Pentafunctional polypeptide. Gene Ontology annotation, biological process: chorismate biosynthetic process; aromatic amino acid biosynthetic process. Gene Ontology annotation, molecular function: 3-phosphoshikimate 1-carboxyvinyltransferase activity; 3-dehydroquinate dehydratase activity; shikimate kinase activity. NCBI's taxonomy places the organism in Eukaryota, Fungi, Ascomycota, Dothideomycetes, Botryosphaeriales, Botryosphaeriaceae. Gene Ontology annotation, cellular component: cytoplasm. The record is from RefSeq and is a predicted model, not a curated record. The transcript has 4 exons. Bases 1 to 4782 code for a protein of 1593 amino acids.
AUGAGCGGCUCACUUGACGCGGCCACUGGCCCCACGACCGUCCCCAUUCUGGGCAAGGACUCAAUCGUGGUCGAGUACGGCCUGUGGAACAGUUAUGUUGCUCAGGACCUGCUUCAAAACAUCCGCUCCUCGACCUAUGUCCUGAUCACCGACACCAACAUCGGCGACAUCUACACCCCCGCAUUCGAGAAGAGCUUCAAGGAACACGCCGCCCAGCAUGCGCCCUCCGCCCGCCUGCUCUCCUACACCAUCCCUCCCGGCGAGACGUCCAAGUCGCGCUCCACCAAGGCCACCGUCGAGGACUGGCUGCUGCGCCAAGGAUGCACCCGCGAUACUGUCAUAAUUGCUCUGGGCGGUGGUGUGAUUGGUGACAUGAUUGGCUUUGUUGCUGCCACCUACAUGAGAGGCGUGCGCUUCGUCCAGGUGCCCACGACGCUCCUGGCCAUGGUCGACUCGUCCAUUGGCGGCAAGACGGCCAUCGACACGCCCGCUGGUAAGAACCUUGUCGGCGCCUUCUGGCAGCCCGAGCGCAUCUACAUUGACUUGCAGUUCCUCGAGACGCUGCCGAGGAGAGAGGUCAUUAACGGCAUGGCUGAGGUUGUCAAGACUGCUGCCAUCUGGAACGAGGAAGAAUUCGCCGCUCUGGAGGACAAUGCCUCCCUGAUCAUGAAGACCAUCAACCGCAAGCCAGUCCAGGGCCAGCGCCGCCUGGCUGAUAUUGCCCCCAUACUCAAGCGGAUAGUCUUGGGCUCUGUCCGCGUGAAGGCCCACGUGGUGUCUGCCGACGAGAGGGAGGGCGGUUUGCGCAACCUCCUCAACUUCGGUCACUCGAUCGGCCAUGCUAUGGAGGCCAUCCUCACCCCGCAAAUUCUGCACGGCGAGUGCGUUGCCAUUGGAAUGGUCAAGGAGGCUGAGCUUGCCCGCUAUCUGGGUGUGCUCGCACCGGGCGCAGUCGCCCGCUUGACCAAGUGCAUUGCAAGCUACGACUUGCCCACCUCUCUCAACGACAAGCUCGUGCGCAAGCGCACCGCCAACAAGCAUUGCGCAGUGGAUGAGCUAAUCUCCAUCAUGGCCGUGGACAAGAAGAACGAUGGCCAGAAGAAGAAAAUUGUCUUGCUGGCGGGUAUUGGCAGGACCUACGAGAAGAAGGCCAGUGUUGUUGCUGACCGCGACAUCCGCAUCAUUCUGUCUCCUAGCGUCGUUGUCCACCCUGGCGUAGCCUCCGGCUUGAACGUCUCCUGCACUCCUCCUGGGUCCAAGAGUGUCUCCAACAGAGUUUUGGUGCUGGCUGCCCUCGGCUCGGGUACCUGCCGUAUCACCAACCUGCUUCACUCGGACGAUACGCAGUUCAUGCUCACUGCUGUCUCCAAGCUCGGUGGUGCCUCGUUCUCGUGGGAAGACGACGGCCGUGUCCUGGUCGUCAAUGGAAACGGCGGCGCGCUCUCCGCUAGCCCUGAUGAGAUCUACAUCGGAAAUGCCGGCACUGCUUCUCGUUUCCUGACUUCGGUCGUCACUCUUGCCAAGCAGUCAUCUGUUGCGUCUACUGUCUUGACUGGAAACGCUAGAAUGAAGGAGAGACCCAUUGGACCGCUUGUGACUUCUCUGAGGGCCAACGGUGCGCAAGUCGAGUAUCUUGAGAAGGAGGGAUGCCUGCCCCUGCGCAUUGGUGCAUCUGGCGGUUUCGAAGGCGGAGACAUCGAGCUGACCGCUAAUGUCUCCUCUCAAUACGUUUCUUCCAUCCUGAUGGCCGCCCCGUACGCCAAGAACCCGGUCACUCUUCGUCUGGUGGGCGGCAAGGUUAUCUCGCAGCCUUACAUUGAUAUGACGAUCGCAAUGAUGGCCUCUUUCGGUGUUCAGGUCGAGCGCUCUGCAACUGAGGAGAACACCUACCACAUCCCUCGCCAGAGCUACGUUAACCCGGGCAACUACGAGGUCGAGAGUGACGCAAGCUCGGCUACUUACCCUCUUGCCAUUGCUGCGAUCACCGGAACCACUUGCACCGUUCCUAACAUCGGCUCCAAGUCUCUUCAGGGGGACGCCCGCUUUGCGGUCGAUGUUCUCCGGCCAAUGGGCUGCACUGUGGAGCAGACCGAGACAUCUACCACGGUCACCGGUCCUCCUAGAGGUCAACUGAAGGCUCUGACCGAGGUCGAUAUGGAGCCUAUGACAGACGCUUUCUUGACCGCUUCCGUUCUAGCUGCCGUUGCGACCAACAAUGGCACUACCGCUACCACCCGCAUCAACGGCAUUGCCAACCAGCGUGUGAAAGAAUGCAACCGCAUUGCAGCCAUGAAGGACCAACUGGCGAAAUAUGGUGUUGUCUGCCGCGAGCAUGACGAUGGCCUCGAGAUUGAUGGUUGUACCUACGAGCUCGACACGCCACAGGAGGGCAUUGAUUGCUAUGAUGAUCACCGCGUGGCCAUGAGCUUCGGCGUUCUUUCCCUUGUUGCUCCUGAUCCCGUUAUUAUCCUCGAGAAGGACUGCACAGCCAAGACCUGGCCAGGUUUCUGGGACAUUCUCCAUCAGCUUUUUGGUGCUAGUUUGGAGGGUCAUGAGCCGGACCCAUCUGUUCACCAUAGUGCCUCCAAGAAGCCAACCAAGUCGAUGUUCAUCAUCGGCAUGAGGGGUGCUGGCAAGACGACUAUGGGUGGUUGGGCAUCCAAGAUCCUCGGCUGGCCUUUGAUUGACCUCGACAAUGCUCUUGAAGAGCAAGUCGGCCUUCCAAUUCCAGACAUUGUGAGAAACCACGGCUGGGAAUACUUCCGCGAAGAAGAACUCAAGCUUGUCAAGCGUAUAUUGAAGGAAAAGCCUACCGGUCACAUUCUCGCUUGUGGGGGUGGUGUCGUAGAAAUCCCCGAGGCUCGGGAGCUCCUCAAGAACUGGGCAAAGGAUGCCCAUGUCCUCCUCAUCACUCGGGAUAUUUCAAAGGUCAUGGAAUUCCUCAACCUCGACAAGACGCGCCCCGCGUACGUCGAUCCGAUGAUGAGCGUCUGGGAGCGUAGAAAAGAUUGGUACCAGGAGUGCAGCAACUACCAAUUCCACAGUCAGACCGUCGAGGACAGUGGCCUUGCCAGGACUCUGGAUGAUUUUGCUCGCUUCCUUUCUCUUAUCACCGGAAAGAAUUCUGCCCUGGAGGAUUUGAAGCGCAAGAAGCAAUCGUUCUUCGUUUGUUUGACUGCUCCUCAGAUCAAUUUCCUCUCCGACAAAUUGGAGCAUGUCGUCGUAGGCUCUGAUGCGGUCGAGGUCCGCGUGGAUCUUCUCGAGGACCCUAAUGCGGAGAAUGGCAUUCCGACCGCAGACUUCCUCAUUGAUCAGAUUACCCUGCUGCGGUCAAAAGUCUCUCAUCCUUUGAUCUUUACUAUCCGCAGCAAGAGCCAAGGAGGGAAAUUCCCCGAUGGCGCUAAUGAAGCGGCGCUGCGCUUGUACAAGCUAGCUGUCCGCAUGGGUUUCGAGUUCAUCGAUCUCGAGAUCACUUAUCCCGAGGAGCUCCUCCAGGAGAUUUCCUCGAAUAAGGGAUGCAGCAAAAUUAUUGCCUCGCAUCAUGACCCGAAGGCAGAGCUCUCUUGGAGUAAUGGCUCCUGGAUUCCGUUUUACAAUAGGGCACUGCAGUUUGGCGAUGUGAUCAAGCUCGUUGGUGUUGCUAAGACGCUCCAGGACAACUUUGAGCUCGCGGAGUUCAAGUCGUGGGCUGAGCAGACCCACCCUACUCCUGUCAUUGGCAUCAACAUGGGCACGGUCGGCAAACUAAGCCGCAUCAUCAACGGCUUCAUGACGCCCGUUAGCCACCCUGAACUUCCUGGGGCUGCGGCGCCCGGUCAGCUUUCGGCGGCGGACAUCCGCCGUGGUCUUUCCCUGAUGGGACAGAUUGAACCGAAGAGGUUUUUCGUUGCCGGCAGCCCUGUCUCACAGUCCCGCUCUCCUCCUAUGCACAACACCCUGUUCAAGGAGACUGGCCUCCCUCACUACUACGACCGCAUUGAGACCACAAGUGCCCAUGACCUCAAGGACAUCAUCCGCCAGCCCAACUUUGGCGGUGCUUCCGUCACCAUUCCUCUAAAGCAGGAGAUACGCCCUUACAUUGAUGGCGUUGGCCCUGAGGUCGAGGUCAUCGGUGCUAUCAACACCAUCGUGCCCGAGGAGGUCACUGAUGAAGCUGGCAACUCCCAGGUCCGCCUGAUCGGUCGCAACACGGAUUGGCAGGGCAUGGUUUUGGUUCUGCGCAACUCCGGCUCAAUGGGGGGGAGCAACAAGCAGAGCGGUCUCGUCAUCGGUGGAGGUGGCACAGCUCGCGCCGCCAUUUACGCACUCGCCUCAAUGCACUACAGCCCUAUCUAUCUACUCGGCCGUACGUCUUACAAGAUGGAAGCGCUGAAGGCAUCCUUCCCGGCGGAGUUCAACUUGCGUAUUUUGUCUUCUGUCGAAGAAGUCGAGGCGCUCGACGCCGAGAAGGGCAUCCCCCAUGUCGCGAUCGGCACGAUUCCCGCGACCGAGCCCAUAGAAAGCAACAUGCGCGAGGUGCUCUGCAAGGUCUUUGAGAAGAGCGGCGCCGACAGCAUUCCUGGCGCGAGCGGUGGCAUGGAGGAGCCGAAGAGGACAUUGCUGGAGAUGGCCUACAAGCCUUCCGUUACAGCACUCAUGCAGCUGGCAACAGAUGCUGGAUGGAAGACAGUCAACGGUCUUGAGGUUCUGGUUGGGCAGGGCGUCUACCAGUUCAAGAACUGGACCGGCAUCGAGCCGCUUUACAACGUCGCCAGGGACGCUGUGAUGAAUGCCGAUAUCUAG